CUUUACCAUCUGUUCCUCGUGCCCUCUCCAUCUUAGUACUUUGUACUAAAUAGCCUCGAAUCUUCCCGGCUGCUCCCCAUCGACGGUCGAUUCUCUUCCGUGAAAACUGUUCCAUUUCGUCGUCAUCGCCGGCGCUGCUGCUGCUGCUACUGCUACUCCUCCUCCUCCUGCGGACCAGAUUCUGCACGAGGACGCCAUCGCCGCCUUUGUCUCAGACCAAUACCCGUCGCGGUCGGACGACUCUCUCUGCCCGCUUUCUCCGCACUGCCAGAUUCUUGUAUCAUACCUACGUACUUCUUACACACCUCGAGUUUUCUCAGGAAAUAAAAAAAAAACAGAGACAAUCGUUCCGUCUGUCAACAACUCGCGUCCUUCUAGCGGCACGUUCCUUUUUGCUCCAGUCCUUGAUCUACCCCCUCCCUAAUCCUCAGAGGCGGAACCCACUCUUGCCGCCAUAAUGACCAUCGACACUGAAAAGAGCGCCGUCGACAACGGUGUCGGCGACAACUCGUCCAGCUCGGACAUCGACAACAUUGUCGACCCCGAUGCGGGCCUGUCAGAGGAGGAGAGAAAGGCUGCCGAGCGCAAGCUGCUGUGGAAGCUCGACCUCCAGCUCAUCCCGUGGCUCUCGCUGCUGUACCUCAUUUGCUUCCUCGACAGGACAAACAUCGGCAACGCCAAGAUUGCCGACCUGCCCGCCGCCAUUGGCAUCGACAUCAAGAAGGAACCCGACAGGUUCAAUUCCACCUUGACCAUCUUCUUCGUCUCGUACGCCGUUUUCGAGGCUCUGUGCAACUUUCUCCUCAAAAAGUUUCGGCCUUCCAUCUUCAUCCCCACCAUCAUGGUCCUCUGGGGCGCCUGCAUGCUGGGCAUGGGCUUCGUAAAGAACUGGUCCGGCCUCAUGGCCGCCAGAUGGUUCCUCGGCGUCUGCGAGGCCGGCCUGUUUCCCGGCAUCAACUACUAUCUGUCGUGUUGGUACCGACGUGACGAGUUCGGCGUCCGCGCCGCCAUCUUCUUCUCAGCAGCCGCCGUCGCCGGCUCGUUCGGCGGCCUGCUCGCUGCGGCCAUCCAGAACAUGAAUGGCCUGGGCGGUCUCGAGGGCUGGGCCUGGAUCUUCAUCAUCGAGGGCGCCCUCACCAUCGUCAUCGCCUUCAUCUCCUUCUUCAUGGUGCACGACUUCCCCGACGAGGCCAAGUUCCUCUCCAAGGAAGACCGGGCCCGCGUCAUCCUCCGCCUUAGGCGCGACGGCCAGCACUCGGCCGAGCACGAGGAGUUCAAGAUUGAGUACCUCUGGGCCGCCUUCAAGGACUGGAAGACGUACGCCGGAAUGCUCAUCUACAUGGGCCCCCUCAUGCCACUCUACGCCUUCAGCACCUUCCUGCCCAGCAUCAUCCAGUCCAUGAGCUUCACCGACAAGACGCACAUCAUCAAGAACCAGCUCCUGAGCGUGCCGCCCUACGCCAUUGCCGCCAUCCUGACCGUCGUCGUUGGCUUCGCCUCGGACCGGACCAAGAAGCGUGGCGUCUACAACAUGGCCUGCGCCCUCGUCGGCAUCAUCGGCUUCAUCAUGCUCAUGGCCACGACGAACCCCGCGGUGCAAUACGCUGGCACCUUCCUCGGCGCCUGCGGCAUCUACCCUAGCAUCUCCCUCACCAUUGCGUGGAUCGCCAACAACGUCGAGGGCGUGUACAAGCGCGGCAUCGUGCUCGGCUUCGUCAUUGGCUGGGGCAACCUCAAUGGAGUCGUGAGCAGCAACAUCUACCGGGACCCGCCCCGCUACUUUACCGGCCACGGCACCGUCACGGCCUACCUGUUUGUCUGCAUGUUUGGCGGCAGCCUGCUGAUGUGGACGAUGCUGCGGCGCGAGAACAAGAAGCGUCUCAACGGCGAGCGGGACCACUGGGUCCAGGGCAAGACGGAGGCGGAGAUCAAUAUGCUCGGCGACAAGCGGCCGGACUUUCUCUACACACUUUGAGCGAUGGUUUUUUUUUUUUUUUUUUUUGCCUUGGCCGCUCCCUGUCGCGGGGCGGGCCCGGUGGCGUAUGCAGGGGCUGAGGCGGACGCCAGCCCGGCAGUUGUGCGCAUUUUGUUCGUUUGCUUGCUUGGCCUUUUGAUGAGAGGUGCACUUAGACUGGCGCGUGCGUCCUGGCGGCGAGCAGGGGAGGGAGAGCGUUUUGGUUCAGACUGUGGAUACUACGUCUCUGGCACCUUGGUGCUCUAGCUACGUUGUUGGUAUAUUCCGGUUACAUUUUACCUAUACAUAUAGCUUUGGGUAUACUGGGACGAUUUUUCUAGAGUAGAAUGCUGGCCAACUUGGAUGACCAGCUGAAUGAAACGCGCGUGCCGCCUCUUGUCGG
Molecule: messenger RNA, 2357 nt
Organism: Purpureocillium takamizusanense
Lineage: Eukaryota; Fungi; Ascomycota; Sordariomycetes; Hypocreales; Ophiocordycipitaceae
Exons: 4
Coding region: 458-1975 (505 amino acids)
Biological process (GO): transmembrane transport
Cellular component (GO): membrane
Molecular function (GO): transmembrane transporter activity
Source: RefSeq, a predicted model, not a curated record